GGUGAUUCUGAAGACGGCCCAGUCGUCAUGGCUCAUGCUGCUGUUUAUGUGGGUUUUCCUGUUCCUCAGUUACUGGGAGGUGCUAGCAGAAUUUUUCGCACUCAUUCUGCACUGGUGCUGUUGAGGCACUCUGCUUUUUGUUACUGCACAGUGAACGGCACAAUAAAAUCAAAAAGGAAAAUGGAUCAUCUAGAGAGGACAGCAAAUAAUUUUCGCCAGGAAGUAAUUUCACAAGCCAAAGUGUGUGGAAUCGCCCAUGAAUCGGAGACGGUCAGAAGGCUUCGUCUGGCUAUCACAAAUAAAGACUUUACUUUCAAAGCAGGACAGUGGGUUGAUUUCUUUAUUCCUGGAGUCUCUGUAGUUGGGGGAUUCUCAAUAUGUUCAAGCCCUGGCCUGUUGAAACGAGAAGGAAUAUUAGAGCUGGCAGUAAAACGCGCUGCUCAUCCUCCUGCGCACUGGAUUCACACUGAGUGUGCUCUUGGCUCAGAAGUGGCUCUGCGAGUGGGAGGUGAUUUCUUCUUUGAUCCUCAGCCUGGUGACUCCCCUGUAAAACUAGUGCUGAUAGCAGGGGGUGUUGGAAUUAACCCGUUGUUUUCUAUACUGCUGCAUAUAGCAGAUCUUCAUGGAUACCGUGAGGGUAAAGGAAAUGGAUACGAAAUGGGAACAGUGAAGCUGUACUACAGUGUGAAAAAUACAGGCGAACUCUUAUUUAAGACGAACAUUCUCGGUCUGAUGCGUGCCUUUCCUGGGAAGAUCACGUGUCGCUUCCACCUUACCCAGCAGAGGUCACAGAUCUGUGAAGAACUCCAGCCACACGUUACAGAGGGAAGAAUAUCUGAAAAGGAUCUAGGAACACACGUAUCCAAGGAUACUUUAUGGUACAUCUGCGGUCCACCCCCGAUGAUAGAAUCUAUAGCCAAACUCCUUUCCAGCAUUGGUGUUCCCAGGAACUCUGUUUUCUUUGAGAAAUGGUGGUAGAGUGGCACCAAAAGAAAAGGUGUUGGUUGUUUCCAGUGUAUUUGGAUCAGCUGAAACACACA
Eurypyga helias (sunbittern) is the source of this 1040-nucleotide messenger RNA. RefSeq names its product oxidoreductase NAD-binding domain containing 1 (gene OXNAD1). Bases 28 to 978 code for a protein of 316 amino acids. The transcript is spliced from 7 exons. The record is from RefSeq and is a predicted model, not a curated record. Gene Ontology annotation, cellular component: mitochondrion. Gene Ontology annotation, molecular function: oxidoreductase activity. NCBI's taxonomy places the organism in Eukaryota, Metazoa, Chordata, Aves, Eurypygiformes, Eurypygidae.